This is a messenger RNA of Cucurbitaria berberidis CBS 394.84, 1124 nucleotides long. Its product is annotated as kinase-like protein. Gene Ontology annotation, biological process: protein phosphorylation. The transcript is spliced from 4 exons. The record is from RefSeq and is a predicted model, not a curated record. The coding region runs from base 93 to 1034 and encodes 313 amino acids. Lineage: Eukaryota; Fungi; Ascomycota; Dothideomycetes; Pleosporales; Cucurbitariaceae. Gene Ontology annotation, molecular function: ATP binding; protein kinase activity.
CCCUCAACCCUCAUCAUUGUUUGUUUCAACUUCUGUUCGACACUUUCAAAAUCCUUUGUGAUUGACUCUCAAGCUCCGGCUAUCACUCCCUUAUGCUCUCGUCGGCUCUCUUCCGGACAGGGCAAAUUCUCAAGGGUAGAGCUGGGGCAUACACUAUAACGAAACAGGUCCAGGAGACUGUUUGGUUUGUAAAGACCCAUCGGGCACAGGAGACUGUAGUCAUCAAAAGCGUCCAAGGUCAUCCAAGGGUAGAGAACGAGCGGGACGUGCUCAAACGGCUCCAGCAUCGUACUCCCUUCCUUCGGCCACUUGUUGAUGAAAUUGAGGAUCUCUCUACUACAACUAUCGCUCUAAAAUAUCUUCAAAGCGAUCUUCUCAAGGAAACUGUUCGACAAACCUUGAACCGGGAGGAGCUCAAGCAUGUUUGCCGUUCCAUUCUAGAAGCGCUGAAGGUUAUUCACGAACAAGGUCUCGUACAUACAGAUGUCAAGCUUGACAACGUUUUUGUCAACUUACAGGAAGAUAUUGACCGAUUCUCAGAGGUCCAACUUGGAGAUCUCGGUGGAUGUUACUCUGUAACUUCAGACUGGGCUACCUCAGGAACACUAGUUGGAACACCGAUGUGGUCAAGUCCAGAGGUCCUUAUGGAGAUGCCAUGGAAUACAGCUGCAGACAUCUGGUCAUUCGGGACUUUACUUAUAAGCUUGAUAUAUGGGGGAGACUUCCACUUGUUUCGACCAAAUGUAGACCGAGACCAUGAAGAAUACAUAUUAGGUGUUGUGAUGGAACAACUCCGCUGCUUUGGUCCUUUCCCUGAAAAGAUCCACGACAUCGCGAGCCCAGAAACUUUUCAAUCAAUCAUAUGGUUGAGUCAGCAACUGCCAGCAGAGAAGCGGACUCCAUUUGACUUGGUAACAGAGAGAGAAGUUAUGAAGAAGGACAAAGACUUUAUUGGGAAAAUCAUGAAGCUUGACUGGAGAGAUCGGCCAACGGCAAAGGAAUUACUGGAGGAUAAGUGGUGGCAUGAUGAAUAGAGCGUGGUGGCAUGAGAACACUCAGCUAUUUGUACGUAAGCGUAUCACCACUUAUUUCGUUUAGGCUGAAACUGGAUUGAGACUCUGCAG